AUCAUGUCUAAUGGCCAGAUAUGGAAGGAGCAAAGAAGGUUUACUGUGACAAUGCUAAAGAACUUUGGUUUAGGAAAGAAGAGCUUAGAACAGCGCAUUCAGGAGGAGGCCCAGCACCUCGUGGAGGCCAUAGAAGAGGAGAAAGGGAAGCCUUUUGACCCUCACUACAAGAUCAACAAUGCCGUUUCCAAUAUCAUUAGCUCCAUCACCUUUGGGGAGCGCUUUGAGUACCAGGAUGAUCGGUUUCAGGAGCUGCUGAGGUUACUAGAUGAGAUCACAUGUUUGGAGGCAUCAUUGGUGUGCCAGCUCUAUAAUGUCUUCCCAUGGAUAAUGAAAUUCAUUCCUGGACCACACCAAACUCUCUUCAGCAACUGGGAGAAACUGAAAUUGUUUGUUUCUCAAAUUAUUGAACAACACAAGAGAGAUUGGAAUCCUGACAAAACAAGAGACUUUAUAGAUGCUUACCUCAAGGAAAUGGAAAAGGACACAGACAAGACUACUUCAUGUUUUCAUGAAGAGAACCUCAUCUAUAGCACACUGGACCUCUUCUUUGCUGGAACUGAGACAACAUCUACAACCCUGCGCUGGGGUCUGCUGUAUAUGGGUCUCUACCCAGAAGUCCAAGAAAAAGUACAGGCUGAAAUUGACAGCGUGAUUGGCCAGGAGAAGCUGCCGAGCUUAGUGGACCGAGCAUCAAUGCCCUACAUCAAUGCUGUGAUCCACGAGGUGCUAAGAAUGGGCAAUAUCCUCCCGCUGAGCGUUCCCAGGGAAGUGACAGUGGACACCACUUUGGCUGGAUACCACCUGCCAAAGGGAACCAUGAUCCUGACCAAUUUGACUGCACUGCACAGAGACCCCAAAGAAUGGGCCACCCCAGACACCUUCAAUCCAGAGCAUUUUUUGGAGAAUGGACAAUUUAAGAAGAAGGAAUCAUUUUUGCCUUUCUCAAUGGGAAAGCGAGCUUGCCUAGGAGAACAAUUAGCAAAGUCUGAGCUAUUUAUUUUCUUCACUUACCUUUUGCAAAAAUUCACCUUCAAACCCCUAAAGAAUGAGAAGCUGAGCCUGAGGUUCAGAGUGGGCCUCACCAUUUCCCCAGACACCUACCACAUAUGUGCUGUACCUAGGGCAUGAUGUUGUUGGAGAAGGAAAUGAGAAGAAGAGCAAGAAAGAAUGGCAUGUGCUCUGAAGUUGCUGAUUUCUGCUCAGAUGUGAAAGAAUUGAAGAAAGAUGACUUUGAAGAAACAUGAGAAGAAUUGAACCAAGAAGAUAUUGAAUCUAAAUCCCAGCUCUGCAUUUGCCUUCA
Castor canadensis (American beaver) is the source of this 1303-nucleotide messenger RNA. It is a transcript of the gene Cyp2j2, whose product is annotated as cytochrome P450 family 2 subfamily J member 2. The record is from RefSeq and is a predicted model, not a curated record. NCBI's taxonomy places the organism in Eukaryota, Metazoa, Chordata, Mammalia, Rodentia, Castoridae. Gene Ontology annotation, biological process: xenobiotic metabolic process. Gene Ontology annotation, molecular function: iron ion binding; heme binding; oxidoreductase activity, acting on paired donors, with incorporation or reduction of molecular oxygen, reduced flavin or flavoprotein as one donor, and incorporation of one atom of oxygen. Gene Ontology annotation, cellular component: intracellular membrane-bounded organelle; cytoplasm.